GAGCUCCCGGCGUCGAAAUGGAAGACUGGCAUCUUGCGAGCCUUGCCGCAAAGCCAAAGUGCGAUGCGACCAUGUAUUGCCUGUGUGCUCUCGUUGCCAACAACGGGGCACCACCGAUCAUUGUUUCUACCAUCCUGGACCUUUGACGGGUGCCAAUAAAAAAAAAGAGGACGAACAUACCUUUGAUGCUCUGGGCGAGAAGGCCAUGCUCGCGCUCACCAGACACCUUGUGGAUAUCUCAAUCUCUAUCUG
This is a messenger RNA of Penicillium macrosclerotiorum, 252 nucleotides long. RefSeq lists its product as uncharacterized. The transcript has 2 exons. Bases 18 to 146 code for a protein of 42 amino acids. Lineage: Eukaryota; Fungi; Ascomycota; Eurotiomycetes; Eurotiales; Aspergillaceae. The record is from RefSeq and is a predicted model, not a curated record.